AUGACCUUAUUCACUACACGUGCUGGUGGAAACACGAUCACCGCACAGGGGCUGCAAGCACCACCAACCCAGGUUGAUUCAGGAAACCAAGCAGUUGAGACAGAGGACUUAGACGAUAGCAUUUUUAGAGACGAGGACCCAGUUGCGGCCCACAAAAAGCGCCGCAGAGCUGCACAAGGACAUAUUCUCAAUUGCCGGCAUCGUCGUAUUGUCACUCUCAUCAAUGAGACUAAGGAGCCAGGGUGGAACACAGUACAGAUGGCUCGCACACUCCAGAAUGACAAGUCAGUGCCAGAGGAUGUGCAUCAGAUGUUCAAGGCCUUUGAGGUUGACAAACUAAGAUCCGAGUCUAGAACUGUAACCAACCUGGAUUUUGUUCAUGCCUUGGAAGAUAAGGUGAAAGCAUUCGUUAAAUUCAACCAAUGUCGUCGCAAAGUGAGCGACCGUGACCCAACCAUGAUGGAAUGGCUGCUGAAAUUGGGGAAGACCCGCCAAGGGUUCAGUUAUCUAUCCAUCUUUUACGAAUUGACUGGUGAGUUGCUAAAUCUUAAUAAAGGGGAGGAUGUCACAAAGAAUAAAGGGGAGGAUGUCACAAAGCAUUACGAGGGGGGCGCAAUCAUAUACGAUAUAAUUGAAAUGUUUGGCCCCAGCAUACUGUAA
This is a messenger RNA of Pseudogymnoascus destructans, 660 nucleotides long. RefSeq lists its product as uncharacterized. The record is from RefSeq and is a predicted model, not a curated record. Lineage: Eukaryota; Fungi; Ascomycota; Leotiomycetes; Thelebolales; Thelebolaceae. The transcript is spliced from 2 exons. Bases 1 to 660 code for a protein of 219 amino acids.